AGGCUCGCAAAGCGCGUCCGCCCGCCGACGUCUGCGAGUGCGUGGCUCGCGCGGCCAGAACGUGUCGUGGACGUCGGACGUUCUACGGAGGAAGGCCGAGUCCUGCCCUCGUCCUGGGCGCGGGCGCUGGCUGCGAUUGUUGGGGUCACUGAGGAGAGUGACUGCGCCUGAGAGCCCAGGCCCCACCACACGCAGUCCUUCUGUGCCCAGAGUUCACUGCAGACCCUCCUCUUGGCAGCAUCCGGAGAGAAAAAUACCCAUCUUCUAGAAUAUGGCAGCCCCUGGGAUGAGCACCAGGACAUAGUAAGAAAGUGCUCAUCGUCUACGCACACCAAGAGCCCAGGUCUUUCAACGGGUCCCUGAAGGAUGUGGCGGUGGCGGAACUGAGCCGGCAGGGCUGCACCGUCACCGUUUCUGAUCUCUAUGCCAUGGACUUUGAGCCUAGGGCCACGAGGAAAGAUAUCACUGGCGCCCUCUCCAGCCCCGAGUUCUUCAGCUACGGUGUGGAAGCGUACGAGGCCUGCAAGAAGAGGUCUCUGACCAGCGACAUAAUCGUGGAGCAGAAGAAGGUCCAGGAGGCCGACCUAGUGAUGUUUCAGUUCCCGCUGUACUGGUUCAGCGUGCCGGCUGUCCUGAAGGGCUGGAUGGACAGGGUGCUGUGCCAGGGCUUUGCCUUCGACAUCCCGGGAUUCUAUGACGACGGCCUCCUCAAGGGUAAACUGGCCAUCCUGUCCAUAACCACGGGCGGCACGGCCGACAUGUACUGGAAAACUGGAGUCAGCGGAGACUUCCGAUACUUCCUGUGGCCCCUCCAGCACGGCACGCUGCACUUCUGUGGAUUUAAAGUCCUUGCCCCUCAUAUCAGUUUUGCUCCUGAAUUUGCAUCAGAAGAAGAAAGAAAGGGGAUGGUGGCCUCCUGGGCGCAGAGGCUGAAGACCAUCUGGAACGAGGAGCCCAUCCCCUGCUCGCCCCCCUGGUACUUCGGGCAGUGACCUCGGGGCCACGCCGGGAGGUGCUGGUGUGUGUAAUAAACAACGGCACGACAGAGCAGCAGGUGUGUGGGGUGAUGUGACUGUGUCUCCAGGGUCCUGUAGGCCGACUUGCGGCUCCCGUCACCCGCUGGUUGUCCCGGAUUCUCUCCUGACAGAUGUCCGUAUUCUCCCAGGCUUUCUUUUCAUUUCUAAUAUUUUUCCAUCUCCCUGUCUUCAGCCUUCGCGGGUGGUGGUGUUUCUCUGUAGUUCUGGCUUGGAACUGAAUUUGUUAGGUUUUGUUUUGUUUAAUUCCAUAACUCAACUUGAAUUUCUGUUUGCAUAGAAAAGUGAAGUCUGUUCACAGCUCGUGUUUGAGUGCUCUGUUUGGACUUACUUCUUCCAUCUUUUUUUUUUUUUACUUGCAUCAUGACUGUGAAGUUUUAAUUGAUCAGCCACUUAACAUAUUUUUACAAUCCCUGCGUGCCCGUGACAACGAGGUUUCCAAGCAGUAGUGAGAAGGCAUCCUGUCAGUGUGUGCGAGCUCGGGGAACACGACUGACAGUAACCUCAAGGUGUGGGCACGUGUAGGUGGAGUGUCUCCCCCAAAGCAGGUUUGAGGAAUUAGAUCCCUUCCCCCCACCCGCUCCCCCCAUCGUCACGGUCAUCGUCACUGCCCAGGACAGAGCAGCUGUCUGGGGUCAGGGCCCUUCUGCUCAGUAUCCCAGCCCCGCCCCCCA
Messenger RNA from Delphinapterus leucas (beluga whale), 1708 nucleotides. RefSeq names its product N-ribosyldihydronicotinamide:quinone dehydrogenase 2 (gene NQO2). The record is from RefSeq and is a predicted model, not a curated record. NCBI's taxonomy places the organism in Eukaryota, Metazoa, Chordata, Mammalia, Artiodactyla, Monodontidae. Gene Ontology annotation, cellular component: cytosol. Gene Ontology annotation, molecular function: NAD(P)H dehydrogenase (quinone) activity.